CAAAACACAGCUGCUGUUUGGAGUGGGGGGUGGAUGGAGAGUUAAGCCGCCGAUGGCUGAGCUGAGAGUGACGCUGAGAGGAUCAGAUCGUCCAGAGCCGAGGGAACCAACACAAGAAACAGCAGUCACUCCACAGGAGGCAGAAACGAUCUAUUUGGUUCUCCAUUCCAGUGAAGCAAGUGUUGAUCACAAAGUCAACAUUCGUGAACGAAUGGAUCAAUAUGAAAAGCAGAUUGACAGCUUGAUGGAAGAUUUGGAAAGUCUGAAAAGUGAAUUACCAGGUCACAAGAAAAUCAAACAGUCAGAGGAACAUGAUAACAAAGAUACAUUUAAUCUGUCAAACAAAGCUUUGAAAGACUAUGGAGAAGAAUUGUCAGAUCUAUCACAGGAGCUAGCAAGAACUACAUCUGAAAAUAGGAAUCUUCGGGAGAGUUUUGAAAAGUUACAGAAAGAGUUGGACCAAAGGAGAUUACAGAAGGAAGAGCGUGAUGAGGACAACCUUUUAUUGCAGGCACUUGCUGAAGCUGAGGUGGCGUCAAUGUCUGCUGCAAUACAGGUUGCUACAUUUGAGAACGCCAUAGCUGACUUAAUGCACGAGAAUCGAGUUUCAGCUUCAGGGCUCCGCACAAUCACUGGGGGAAAAGACUUGUUGGAGAAACUGGAGAGUUUUAAGACCACAAACCGAACACUACAACAUCUGCUCCGAGAUUUGUGGAGUCCAGAACUCAAUCUGGAUUAUACCAACAGACAGAUAGACAUGUUGAUACACAAGCUGACCAGAAGUGAAAUUGAAAAUAAUCUUUUAAAAAGAAAGUUCCUGGAGACAGAGAGAAGUGUGAAAGAGCUCUCAGAACUGUACCAGAUGGAAAAGGAUAAUUCUGAUUGUGCAAAGCAAAUGUCAAAAUCUGUAGAAGCAACUCGAGCCCAUCUUCAAGGUCAACUUAGAAAUAAGGAGGCUGAGAACAAUAGGUUGUCAGUUCAAAUUGUGGGGCUAGAGAGGACAGUAAUUGACCAAAACCUGCAGAUUGAGAACCUUAAAUCUCAGUUAUCGACUGUGAAGGAGAAGGCUGAAGAAGACAAGGAGGGUCUGAAGAAGGCUACACGAGCCCAAAAACGGAGAGCAGAACGGUUUGAAGCUACUAUUGCAAACCUUACUUCUCAGCUCAAUGACAAGGAUGUGAAAUUAUCGGAAGCCCGUUUAGCUCUGGACAGCUGGAAGAAACAACACGAGACGGCUGUUGAGGACAAAACCCUGUUGGAGACCGAGAUAGUUUCCCUUCAAGAUAAGGUGGCUGGUCUGGAGGAGCAGCUUCAGGGUACUACAGUAAGCGCUGUCGUGCCGAACAGCGAACUAGUGGAGAAGUUACAAACCAGCAACUUUGAAAACUACAAUUUAAACCUGAAAAAUGCACAACUGAAGGCUUCAAUAGCAGCAUUAGAAGAAAAGACAGCUCUUACUGAAACUGAACUGGAGAAGAUGAAAGAUGAAGCCAAACAGCAGGAAGAGGCUGUUGCACAGUAUGAAAUGCAGGUCCAGUUAUUGCAAACAACAACUGAAGAUUUGGAGGCGAAACUUGGAAAGACUACCAAAGAAAAUCAUCAGCUAAAAGAUGUGAGGCUGAUGGAAACUAAAAGGGUGAAAGAUGAAAUGGAACCACGUUUGAAGGAAUUGAAACCUUUUCCUGAGCUGCUGAAAGCAGCUGAACAUAGGCUGUAUGAGUGUGAGAAAAACCUCCUGUGUCUCAAGAGAAGAUUCUCUGAUCAAUCAAAAUCAAUGAUUGAACUGCAGAAUAAGGUUGACAUCCAGAGUUUAAAAUCCUCUUUGAAAACGAGAGAGCCUUUGAGUGAAGAAAUGCAUGAGCUACAAAUGAAAUUUGAAGUUCUUUCUCGGAAACUAAAAGAGGUUGAUUUGCAAAAUCAAGAGCUUGCAGACACUGUAAUCAAACAAGAAGGAGCACUUCAGCUCAGUACAAAACAAGUAGAAGAGAGGACGAGAGAAUCUUCAGCGCUCAGCCGUCAAUUGGAAGCUGCAUUACAUGAUGUUCGAAAAAAGGUCAGUGAGGUAAAAGAUCAGGCUGUAGCCAGAGAGCGUGUUCUUCAAAACAAAAUACUUGGUCUGGAAACCGAGUUCAGCAGAAAGGCAAAGGAACUGAAACUGCUUCAGCACAACAACAAAUAUGCUGAAAAAGGUUAUGACAUGAAUCUUCAGGAAUUAAAACUUUGUCUUGAACAAUCUGAGAGUCGGAAUCAAAGCAUCCAAAGUUAUGUGCGGCUUCUGAAAACUACCUAUUCAGCUAUGUUUGGCGAUUAACACAUAGACAGAAUUUAUCAUUUCUGAACCUGUAUUAAGAUGAGUAAUUUAUUUUUCAUUUGUGUCAGUAGUCAUGCUCAGACUUGUAAUAUGCCAUCAAUGUAUUUUAAUUUUUUUUUUAAAAACUCAUUGAAGAUCAUGCAAAUUGUUGGAUCAAGUCUAUAACCUAUUGCUAAGGUCAUAAAUGUUUACAAAUUUGUAUAUCUUUGGAAAAAAUGGUUUUGUUUCUAUUUUGCUUUGUAACAUUAUUAAAACUGUAUUAAUUAUAGA
Callorhinchus milii (elephant shark) is the source of this 2581-nucleotide messenger RNA. Its product is annotated as outer dense fiber protein 2. The record is from RefSeq and is a predicted model, not a curated record. NCBI's taxonomy places the organism in Eukaryota, Metazoa, Chordata, Chondrichthyes, Chimaeriformes, Callorhinchidae. Gene Ontology annotation, biological process: negative regulation of cilium assembly. Gene Ontology annotation, cellular component: centrosome; ciliary basal body. The transcript is spliced from 18 exons. The coding region runs from base 53 to 2311 and encodes 752 amino acids.